GUGUUCAUUCCCAAACUUCAUGGAGUGCGCUCCAUUGGCUGCCGACGGUCAUUUGGAGAGUGCGGUAUGGAGCUCGAAGUUUAGAAACUGAUGCCGACCCCAUGGGGAAGCGAGAACGCUGUGGUUUCGGAGCCACGGUGGAGUGAUACCGCGCGCUGAUGGUUGGCUGACCUGUCGAGAGAACCCUCCGAGGUUCGGCGGGAGAUGCGAGCUCUCCAGCGCUAUGCCCUUCUGGGAUUCCUCGUGGUGAGCCUCACAGCGACAGUCGCCAUACUUCACGCUCGGAAUCGACCUCCGCGAGAUACUACUUCCGACGACUUCCAAUUCGAUCGACUGAGCUCCUUCUGGAGCGGGUACCACUCCAAAUGGUCGGACAGAGGUCGCAACAGCUCGAGGAACACAGACAACCACCCAGAACUGUGUCGAUUCCAUUCUUGCUUCGAAUUCGAUCGAUGCAGGAAUGGAUUCCGGGUGUACAUUUACCCUCUCGAAGACGGUCAGGCGGUCUCAGCCACCUAUAUGAAACUCCUCAGUGCUAUACGACGGUCGAGGUUCUAUACGUCGAAUCCUGAAGAGGCGUGCCUGUUCGUGCCUAACGUGGACACGCUCGACAGGGACAUCCUCUCGGACGAGUAUGUGCGCAGCGCACAAGCAAGGCUCUGGAACCUGCCUCAUUGGAAUGGAGGCAGGAAUCAUCUCAUUUUCAAUCUGUUCUCUGGUUCCUGGCCGGACUACUCACAGGACUUGGGGUUCGACCCUGGACUUGCAAUGCUGGCCAAGAGCUCCGCCCCAGAAACCAUCUUCAGACCUGGCUACGACAUAUCCAUUCCUCUAUUCCCUCGAACUCACCCAGAAAUCGGGGGCGAGCCGGGAUUUUCUUCGAGCGAGAGUAAAAUCAUCACGCCCUUGAGGAAACGAUUCCUUCUGACUUUCAAAGGCAAAAGAUAUCUCUACGGGAUCGGAUCCGAAAUUCGGAAUUCCCUUUUCCAUCUAAAUAAUGUGAAUGACGUUCUUCUUCUCACCACCUGUAAACAUGGGAAGCAGUGGAAGCUGAAGAAAGAUGAAAGAUGUGAUAGUGAUAACGCAGACUACGACAAGCAAGACUAUACUGUUUUGAUGCAGAACUCGACUUUCUGUCUGGUUCCACGCGGUCGACGCCUCGGGUCGUUCCGUUUUUUGGAGUCUCUUCAAGCCGGCUGCAUUCCGAUAGUUCUUUCGAACGACUGGAGACUACCUUUCGACGAAGUCAUCGAUUGGAAGUCAGCAACCAUAAGAUGGGACGAGAGACUCCUGUUCCAAUUGCCUCACUUCCUGCGAUCCUCGGGAUUGACCCCGGACUCGGCUCGAGUCGCCCAACUUCGACAGCAAUCGCAAAUACUCUGGGGGAGCUACUUGAACUCCAUAGAAAAAAUUGUACAAACGACGUUGCAAAUUAUCGCCGACAGAGUAGAAUCUGAGCAAGCGAAAUCAAUCACGAGCUGGAACACGUUCCCGGGAGCUCUCCAUAGUGUUCAGAGCGAGUUCACCUGGCGCCGUUGGAACCUGCCGUGGAACUCCUGUUGGAGUCAGCAGUCCUGUGGAAGACCCUUGGCAGCCGACGUGUCGACCGGUAACCAACGACAAGUCGCGUCGUUGACGAAGUUUACAGCGGUAGUCUAUACGACCCUGCCGUAUACGAGGCAGAGCUUCCCACAGACUCAGCUGUAUCGACUGCUCAAGAACGUUCUCAAGUCGAAACAUUGUGAUAAAAUAUUGCUGCUCCUCAACAUGGAAAACUAUCCGCGAUCCCGGGAGCCCAGGGAAAAUAAUCGCACGGAAAAAUUCUCCGAUGGAGAUCUGUUACUUAAUGCCAAAUUGCCGUCCUCUGUUGUUCCCAUCCGGGUUUCGAAAACGUCUGACCGCUUCAGGCCAUUCGAACAAAUCGUCACCGAUGCCGUACUUUCCCUAGAUGAAGAUGUCACGCUUACCACCGAGGAAAUCGAUUUUGCCUUCCUGGUCUGGAAACAAUUCCGCCAACAGAUCGUCGGCUAUCCCGCGCGCUCGCAUUUCUGGGAUGAACGAAGAUCUCGGUGGAGUUACAGCUCGAAAUGGUCUAAUGAGUAUUCGAUGGUGCUCACCAGCGCUGCGUUUUACCAUUCGUAUUACAACGCACUGUUUACGUCCUUGUUGACGCCGCGACUAAUCGACUUUGUGAAUCAAGUUCAAAAUUGCGAGGACAUUUUGAUGAAUUUCCUGGUGACCGACGUCACGUCGCUGCCCCCCGUCAAGGUCACGCAACGAAAGCAAUACCGAGAUACCAGCAACGCGGGCGUAGGAGCUGUUGGAGCUCUCAACAACCAUUUUCCCAGUGCAUGGAACGACCCGGAUCACUUCCGGCAGCGUGGGGAAUGCGUUGCUCGGUUCGCCUCCGAGUUCGGCCGAGUCGCACUCGCGCAUUCUGUGGCACGAUACGAUCCCGUGCUGUUCAAAGAUCCCGUUUCGAACCUACGCAAGCGGUUCAAGAUAAUUGAUCGGAUUGGCUCCUCCGGCGCUUAG
Messenger RNA from Galendromus occidentalis (western predatory mite), 2535 nucleotides. RefSeq names its product exostosin-1a. Lineage: Eukaryota; Metazoa; Arthropoda; Arachnida; Mesostigmata; Phytoseiidae. Gene Ontology annotation, cellular component: membrane. The transcript is spliced from 7 exons. Gene Ontology annotation, molecular function: glycosyltransferase activity. Bases 205 to 2535 code for a protein of 776 amino acids. The record is from RefSeq and is a predicted model, not a curated record.